Penicillium griseofulvum is the source of this 912-nucleotide messenger RNA. Its product is annotated as aromatic alcohol reductase. The record is from RefSeq and is a predicted model, not a curated record. NCBI's taxonomy places the organism in Eukaryota, Fungi, Ascomycota, Eurotiomycetes, Eurotiales, Aspergillaceae. The coding region runs from base 1 to 912 and encodes 303 amino acids. Gene Ontology annotation, molecular function: oxidoreductase activity. The transcript has 2 exons.
AUGAUUCGCAACGUUGCCAUUGCAGGGGCCUCCGGAGCCCUGGGCUCCCCUAUUCUCCACGCACUUCUCGAAAGUGAACUCUUCAAUGUUAGUGUUCUGGCACGCCGAUCGUCCCAAUCAAACUUUCCAGCGUCUAUCAAGGUAAUCCGUGUGGAUUACACCUCCAUCCAAGACCUAACAGUGGCCCUGACCGGCCAAGAUGCCGUCGUCUCGGCCCUGACAACUAGUGCCAUGGAGACACAGAUCCUAUUGGUUGAGGCCGCAGUAAAAGCUGGAGUGAAGAGAUUUCUUCCUUCCGAGUUCAGUGCCAACAUUGGCAACCCCAAGGCGGCCAGUCUGCCUGUCUACCACUCCAAGCUCGCGAUACAUGAGGUCAUCGAGCAAAAGGCUCGGGACAAUCCCCGUUUCACAUACACUUUGAUUCGCAACAGCGCUUUCCUUGACUGGAGCAUGGCCUAUGGAUUCUUUUUCACCGUCGGUGGGGGAUCGACUCCCUUUUAUGACGGCGGCGACCGUCCAUUCAGUACGACCACAUUGGCCACGAUCGGCCGUGCCGUGGUAGAGGUCCUGCGGCACGCGGAAAAUACACGAAACAGAGCGAUAUUUGUUCAUGACCUCGUCACCACCCAGCGAAAGAUGCUAGCCAUUGCCCAGAAGGUUAUGCCGGAUCGCACGUGGACCCCGAGUGACGUGAGCACGGCCGACAUGGAGAAUAUAGCACGGGAAAAAUACGCCAACGGGAUGGAAGAUAUGGUAUCAUCGAUGGGAUUCUUCUGUCGUUCAGUUAUUGGGGAGGGAUAUGGGGGAGAGUUCCAGGAGGUGGACAAUGAACUACUGGGCAUACCGUUGAAAACGGAUGCUGAUCUGGAGGAGUUGAUCCGGGGAGUACUUUUCGGACUGAAAUCUUCUUAG